Brugia pahangi is the source of this 792-nucleotide messenger RNA. Lineage: Eukaryota; Metazoa; Nematoda; Chromadorea; Rhabditida; Onchocercidae. The record is from the annotation of a GenBank genome assembly.
AUGGCUCGUGGACCAAAGCGGCAUUUAAAGCGCCUUGCAGCACCGAAGCAUUGGAUGUUAGAUAAGCUUGGAGGUGUUUUUGCUCCCAGACCAAGGUGUGGACCACAUAAAUUGCGUGAAUCGCUCCCGUUGAUAUUGUUUUUGCGUAAUCGACUAAAGUAUGCACUGACAUAUAAUGAAGCGCGCAUGAUUUGCAAACAGCGUUUAAUCAAAGUCGAUGGAAAGGUGCGAACAGAUAUGCGCUUUCCUGCAGGAUUUAUGGAUGUAAUCAGGAUCGAGAAGACAAACGAGACUUUUCGCUUGUUGUAUGACGCAAAAGGACGAUAUGCUACCCAUCGUAUCACAGAACAGGAAGGAAAUAUUAAACUGUGCAAAAUAGUGAAAAAAAGCGUUGGGCCAAAAGGCGUACCUUUUAUUGUUACCCACGAUGCUCGAACCAUUCGUUAUCCAGAUCCUCAUGUUAAGGUAAAUGACACAAUAGUGGUGGAUAUUGCAACCGGUAAAAUGAGUGACUACGUUAAAUUCGACCAAGGUAAUUUGUGCAUGGUAACAGGUGGACGUAACAUGGGUCGUGUAGGCAUUGUUGGACAUCGUGAGAAGCAUCCGGGCUCAUUUGAUAUUGUGCACAUUAAAGAUGCUGCUGAUCAUUCGUUUGCCACUCGGUUAAAUAACGUGUUUAUUAUUGGAAAAGGAACUAAAUCUAUAGUAAGCUUACCAGGGCCGACGAAAGGUGUCCGUUUGACUAUUGCCGAAGAACGGGAUCGUCGGCUUGCACAGAAAAGAGCUGCUUAG